AUGCAGGUAGACGAGCCGGAGACUGUCGUUGCUAGCGGGGAGAAGAAGGAGAAGAAGAGCAAGAAGGAGAAGAAGGAAAAGAAGAGCAAGAAGAGCAGUGGCAGUAACGUCAACGACAACGACGUCCCCGGGGAAGGAACCUCUUCCUCCUCGGUCACCCCUGCCAACCUCACCGCCGCGCUCGCUUCGACGGCCGAUUCGAAAGCAUACCUGGAGAAGCACAACAUCACCCUCACCCCGGACAUCUACAACAUCCUUCUCAACUUUUCCACCCUGCCCAUCAACCCGGCUUUGCGACCUUACCUCGCCUCCUUCACCGACCCUACGCCUAUCCAAGCUUGUUCCUGGCCUCCGCUGUUCCAGGGUAAAGACGUCGUCGGAAUCGCAGAGACCGGAUCGGGAAAGACCCUCUCGUUCGGCCUCCCCGGUCUGAACGUGCUGAGCACGACCUCUUCCCCCGUGGACGCCAAGGGUAAAGGCCGUGACGCCGGCAAGAUCAGGUUACUCGUCGUCGCUCCCACUCGAGAACUGGCUACGCAGACCUAUACGACGUUGUUGGCCCUGGGCAAGUUGGUCGGGAUCGGAGCCGUCUGUCUUUACGGAGGUGUAGGCAAGGACGAGCAGAUCAGGGAGUUGAGGAAGAAAGAGACGGCCAUCGUCGUCGGUACGCCUGGGCGUGUGAUGGAUCUCGCCGAUAGCGGGGACGUCGAUUUCUCCGGCGUACAAUACCUCGUCUUGGACGAAGCCGAUCGAAUGUUGGAUCAAGGGUUCGAGAACGACAUCCGAAAGAUCAUCGGGUUCUGUCCCAAGAAGGAGGCCGGGAGGCAGACCGUCAUGUUCUCGGCGACUUGGCCCGAAUCGGUCAGGAGGCUGGCGAGCACUUUCUUGACCGAGCCCAUCAAGAUCACUGUCGGUAGCGACGAGUUGAGCGCCAACAAGCGAAUCCAGCAGAACGUCGAGGUCAUGGACACUUCGCGUGAAAAGGACCCGAGGCUGUUGCACCACCUCCGAACGUUCAUGAAGAGCCACCCUAAAGACUCUCCCUUGCCCGCCCGAAUUCUCGUCUUUGCGCUGUACAAGAAGGAAGCUACCAGGCUCGAGUACACGAUCAGGAACGCCGGAUACAAGGUCGCCGGUCUGCACGGCGACUUGAGCCAGGAUGCGAGGUUCAAGGCGUUGGACGCUUUCAAGGAGGGCAAGGUCAAUGUGCUCGUCGCUACCGAUGUGGCUGCUCGUGGGUUGGACAUUCCCGAUGUCCAGCUGGUCAUCAACGUGACGUUCCCCUUGACCACCGAGGACUUUGUGCAUCGAUGUGGACGAACCGGACGAGCUGGAAAGGAAGGAAAGGCCAUCACGUUCUUCACCGGAGAGGCUCACGAGAGGUCUUUGGCUGGAGAAUUCAUGCGGGUGUUGAGGGAUGCUGGGGCCGAGAUUCCGGAGGGUAUGAACAGGUUCCCUUCGACCAUCAAGAAGAAGGAGCACGGUUCGUACGGUGCUUUCUACAGGGACAUCUCUGACGCUCCCAAAGCCAAAAAGAUCACUUUCGAUUGA
This is a messenger RNA of Filobasidium floriforme, 1551 nucleotides long. Its product is annotated as P-loop containing nucleoside triphosphate hydrolase protein. The record is from RefSeq and is a predicted model, not a curated record. Gene Ontology annotation, biological process: rRNA processing. NCBI's taxonomy places the organism in Eukaryota, Fungi, Basidiomycota, Tremellomycetes, Filobasidiales, Filobasidiaceae. Gene Ontology annotation, molecular function: ATP binding; RNA helicase activity; RNA binding. The transcript has 7 exons. Bases 1 to 1551 code for a protein of 516 amino acids. Gene Ontology annotation, cellular component: nucleolus.